UAUUAUUAUUAUUCUACUUCUUAUUAUAAGUGGGUUCCGGCAUCCUACGAACUACUAUCAACUGUCUCUGGUCUACUCCCUCCCUCCCUUUCCCUCUUAACCCCUCCUCCGUCCUCCCUGGGUCCUCGUUUCAUUCCCUAUGUCUUCUCUCUCUCGAGUUUGAUGGGCUGGUUUCACCGUCAGGAUGUUUCAUUGUAUCGAACCAUUGUUCCUAUUGUCAUGUAUUGAUGGUCAGAGACUACGUCUCAUGAUCGGCUGAUCAACCCGAUCUCUUGCGCCUCACUUGAUAUUCCCUAUUUCUUUUCGACGAUCCGAACCACUGGUUACUCGGCAGGUGAUUGUCGCCAACCAUGAGCUCCAUCACAUGCCAUCGCCAAUCGCAUGCCCACGGCGGCUAUCCUGACAGUCUUCCGCACGGGCAUCACCAUAAUAAUAGCAACAAUAGCCGCCCUCUCCACAUAGUCCAAACUAUUACACCAACUGCUCUGGGUCCAGGCACCGGAAAUAAUCCGUCUUGCCUGGCUGGAUCCCAGCUACCUCCAUCCCUUGAGAUUUCUUCUCCUAACCUGAAUGCCUUGUCCGAUACAAAAGCCACCUUGGAACUCACUGAAAUCACCGAGGAUACAUGCACCUCCCCAGCCUCUCACGAUAUCGCCGACGAUAUGGGACUGAGUAUGGAAGUAUCCUCGACCACAACUCCAAACGUCACCCCAGACGUAUCUCCUGUUUGCGACAAUACUCGCAUUCCAAAGCGGAAACGAACUUCAUCCCCACCGUCGCCCUCUUCGACAAGUCCUGGAGACCAUCGUCGUUCAUCAUCUCGAAGCACUCGCCACUCUGCACAAACGGCACGCCAAAGCUCUUUACAUUCUCAUCGCCGCUCAGCUACCGUCACGGCCCCUCUCACGCCAUCGGUUCCUAGUAAAGAUCUGGAACCCAAGCGGGAAGAUCUUCUGGCCCUGCACCGGGAAUCCUGUCGUCUAUUUCAAGACAGUGAGCGAACUAUCCCAACUCAGUAUGAAAGAGCGUCACUUCCCCCAACUAUUCACGAUAGUCCGCCACACACGCUCCGCACAUCUUCAGAGACCGGCUCACCCCCGGUUUCCCCAGUCUUCCCGACCCGAUUUCCUACAGUCAGUGAGGACUUGACGGGUCAAGACAAUCAUAAGGGCCCCGUGCUCCACGCUUCGCCCGUCACGAGCACCAUCCGUGAUGAAAGUUAUAUCCCUCCCAUCCAGACCUCGGUCACUGUCAUUGACUGGACGUCCCCGUCCACGCGAAGGCGCGAAUACAAGAAGAUCGAUCGUGCCAGUAGCGGGGUAAGGGGUUUCUGGCGCCGGGUUGCCCCCAAGUGGUGCCAGUUCGGACAUGAUCGCACGCCGUUCUUUGAAGAAAAAGACGGCAAAGGAAACUACGAGGGCAGUGUCCGACGGUUUCGAAUGGACCUCCCUGACGAGCCUGUCCCGGAACGUAAAAUGAAUGCCAUUGGUGCGCGAAAGCUGAAACAAAAGUUGGUGGCGACUAAAAUGGGCAGUCGUCGAAAGAGCGAAUAGUCGAGUCAUGACGCCACGCU
Aspergillus pseudotamarii is the source of this 1573-nucleotide messenger RNA. RefSeq lists its product as uncharacterized. The coding region runs from base 351 to 1553 and encodes 400 amino acids. The record is from RefSeq and is a predicted model, not a curated record. NCBI's taxonomy places the organism in Eukaryota, Fungi, Ascomycota, Eurotiomycetes, Eurotiales, Aspergillaceae. The transcript has 2 exons.